This is a messenger RNA of Sceloporus undulatus (fence lizard), 2611 nucleotides long. RefSeq names its product cyclin dependent kinase 5 regulatory subunit 1 (gene CDK5R1). Gene Ontology annotation, molecular function: cyclin-dependent protein serine/threonine kinase activator activity; protein kinase binding. Bases 315 to 1232 code for a protein of 305 amino acids. The record is from RefSeq and is a predicted model, not a curated record. Gene Ontology annotation, cellular component: cytoplasm; protein kinase 5 complex. The transcript is spliced from 2 exons. Gene Ontology annotation, biological process: positive regulation of cyclin-dependent protein serine/threonine kinase activity; activation of protein kinase activity; brain development. Lineage: Eukaryota; Metazoa; Chordata; Lepidosauria; Squamata; Phrynosomatidae.
GGCCAGGCGAGGCAGCCGGGGGUCUCCCUCUCCGCCGCCGCUGCUCCAUGCCCCUCUACGGCUGAGCCUCCCCGGGGGAGGAGGAGGAGGCGGCUGCAGGACCCUGGACAGAAGCCACGCCGCCCCAGGACACACAGCAGCCCCACUGCGGUCUGAAUCCAAGUCCUCAAGGCAGCGUUGGAGGGGAAGGGGGUGUUUGGAGCAGAGGCACUCCAACCCCGGCGCUUUGACGGCAGUCUGACGGCUCCCGGCUUUGUUCGGCUUGCACGCUUCCUCCUUCUCCCCCCUCCUCUUCCAUCUCCUCCGCUGGCACCAUGGGCACCGUGUUGUCCCUUUCACCCAGUUACCGGAAGGCAGCCCUCUUUGAGGAUGGCUCAGCCACGGUGGGGCAUUACACGGCCGUCCAGAACAGUAAGAACGCCAAGGACAAGAGCCUCAAGCGCCACUCCAUCAUCUCGGUGCUGCCCUGGAAACGCAUUGUGGCUGUCUCGGCCAAAAAGAAGAACUCCAAGAAGGUGCAGCCUAACAGCAGCUAUCAGAACAAUGUCACCCACCUCAACAACGAGAAUCUAAAGAAAUCCCUCUCCUGUGCCAACCUCUCCACCUUCGCCCAGAACCAGAGUGCCCAGCCUCCGCCUCCAAACAACCAGAUUUCCAGCUCCAAGAGCACCAUCUCCUCCAUCAAGAAGACCCCCCACCCCAACACCAACUCAUCGGGUACCCCCAAGAGGGUGAUCGUUCAAGCUUCAACCAGUGAGUUGCUCCGGUGUUUGGGCGAAUUCCUGUGCCGACGGUGCUACCGGCUGAAACACCUCUCCCCUACUGACCCGGUCCUGUGGCUCCGUAGCGUCGACCGGUCCCUCCUCCUGCAAGGCUGGCAAGACCAAGGUUUCAUCACCCCCGCCAACGUGGUCUUUCUGUACAUGCUUUGCCGGGAUGUCAUCUCUUGCGAAGUGGCCACAGACCAUGAACUCCAAGCCGUCUUGCUUACCUGCCUGUAUCUUUCCUACUCCUAUAUGGGCAACGAGAUCUCUUACCCUCUCAAGCCUUUUCUGGUGGAAACCUGUAAAGAGGCCUUUUGGGAUCGCUGCCUAUCCAUCAUUAACCUCAUGAGUCCCAAAAUGUUACAGAUCAAUGCUGACCCGCACUAUUUCACUCAGGUCUUUGCUGACCUGAAGAACGAGAGCAGCCAGGAGGAGAAGAACAGGCUCCUCAUAGGCCUUGACCGGUGAGCAGAGAUGAAGGGGAAAACCAUAACCUGUUUUUUUUUUUGGUCCUUCUUUUAUGUUGUUUUUUCGUUUCCAAAAACAGACUGGGACACAAAGCUGAGGUUGGACAGGCCUGAAGGAGGACACCAAGCCAGUGUUCUCCACCACAUAUGGUUGGCUUGGCUUCUCUGAAGUGAAGUCAAAUGAAAUUGAGGCGAUGGGAGCUUGGCCUCUUUAGGUUUCUGCUUCAUUGCAUGUGGCGGAUAGGACUUCCUCUCCUUUUAGGGCAAACAGCACGAGGAUGAACAGGAGCGGAGGACCAAGCACAGCAAUGCAUGACUGCGGCACCCCUUGGCCGGUUGUUUUUUGCCUAGAAGAUCUGCAAAAUGGAUCUGAGAACCAUCUUGUGUUUCUUAAUUCCUUGUGAUGGAUUGCGGCAGAGAAUGCAAAUACCGUGUAUGCUCCUCUUGAGAAGAAAGAGGGACCAGACCCAAUGGAUGCUUCAGCCCCUGGCAUUCCAACAAAGGGAUAAAAGAGUGAGAUUUCCUUUCUUUUAAAUGUACUUACUUUGCACACUGACUUGAGCAAAAUGACACCAACACAGUAUUGGCAUCCAAAACUGACUCUUUCUUGCAUGAAAAGGAGGUUGCCUUGAGAACCAGGAGAAGUGGGCAAAGGCUCACCCAUGCCCCUCUCUGUAUGUUAUCACCUCUACCACCCCUUUCACUGAGGGCCAGCAUCUUGGGAUCUAUGGGCUCUCUCAAAACAUCAGUGCUAAAAGGUAAAGGUGAACCUUGGCAUCAUUUCCUGUUAAAGCACCCAAGUAAAAUUAGGUAGCCUGUCGACAACUUGUGAGACACUGGGUGUUGGUGGACUCUAACUCCCAUCGUACUUCACCAUUGGCUAUGCUGGUUAGGUUUUAUGGGAGUUGAGGUCCAAUCUCUGAAGGUUCCUACCCUGUCAAUAUGGAGUAGGGGCCGAUAUUCAAGAUGGCCUCCAGCUGGAAUUAAUUUUUGCUGGCAGGUUAUUGGGGAAUUUAUUUCAUUUUAUUGCAGACCAUACUUUGGCUGUCUUAGAGCAGGGAGGCCACAGUUGUAUUGUGGCCAGUUGAACAGCUAGAAUAAUUGUCCCUUACUAAAGUAUCAACUUAAUUGGAAAAUUUGAGAAUGACGUCAAAAGUCAGCUACAUUCUCACUUGUACAAAUUGGGUAUCAAACAUAGGAUGGGUGCUGAACCACAUACACAACUGGUAUUAUGGGUGCCUCCUGACCCUGCCCUAAAGCCCACUUGCCAACUUAAUGCUGUAUCUGGGGGAAUGGAGGAAGAGACCUGGGGAAGAAGACAAUGAGAAUGCAAUGGAUAACAACAACAGUAAAAAACAAGAUAGUGACUAAAAAUAUGCU